AUGGAAGGUGAAAUCAACAACUUGAUUAUGGUAUGGACAACUGUGUUGUGUUUCCUAUAUUACUGUCACACCAUAAAUGGGAUCUUUCCCAAACCUAGUUUCCCAAGAUUUUUCGCUAUUUUCCCUGUUGCCUGUCUUUUUCUUGUUCUGCCACUCAAUCUCACCUCCAUUCAUCUUGCUGGCACUUCUGCUUUCUUCAUUGGCUGGCUGGCAAGCUUUAAGGUUACCCUUUUUGCCCUUGCUAGAGGCCCUCUGUUCGCCAACCCUCCCCUUCCGCUCUCCACUUUUAUCCCCUUGGCCUGUUUGCCGAUUAAGGUUCAACGGGGCCGGAAAGUGGCCGGAAAUUUGAAGGUUUCCGGCAGCCUGAGGAAGCUGGGUUUGCUGGGCUUGGUGAUGUUUGUGUAUAAUUAUAAAGAUUUUUUUCAUCCUAAACUGUUAUUGUUGGUCUAUAUUAUCCAAAUGUAUGUUGGGCUUGAGUUUAUGUUGGUUAUGGUUAGCGGUCUGGUCCGGGCGGUUUUCCGGGUCGAGCUUGAACCGCCGUUCGACGAGCCGCAUUUGUCCACUUCGUUGCAGGAUUUCUGGGGGAGGAGAUGGAACGUGGCGGUCACAAACAUCCUGCGACCGACCGUGUACGAACCGGUCCGGUCCGUUUCGACCCGGUUUUUGCCGAAGCGGUUGGCCCAGCUCCCGGCCGUGAUCGCGUCGUUCGCCGUUUCCGGGAUCAUGCACGAGCUCGUGUUCUUUAAUAUCGGGAGGGAGACGCCGACCGGAGAAGUGCUGUCGUUCUUCCUCCUCAGCGGCGCGUGUGUGGCACUGGAGAUCGGCGUCAAGAGAGCCGUGGACCGGAAGUUUAGGCUGCCCGGUUUCGUCUCCGGUCCGCUGGCGCUGACGUUCGUGAUUCUGACCAGUUUUUGGCUCUUCUUUCCGGCGUUUUUUAGGAACAAGGCGGAUGGCAAAGCAUGCGCGGAAACCUUAGCUUUCAUUGAGUUUGUCAUCAAUCAUAAGCUUGUUAGUCCAGAAAAUAUGACUUGCCCUUCUUCCUUCUUUUUUAGGUAUAAAUAA
Ipomoea triloba (trilobed morning glory) is the source of this 1062-nucleotide messenger RNA. Its product is annotated as probable long-chain-alcohol O-fatty-acyltransferase 5. The record is from RefSeq and is a predicted model, not a curated record. The transcript has a single exon. NCBI's taxonomy places the organism in Eukaryota, Viridiplantae, Streptophyta, Magnoliopsida, Solanales, Convolvulaceae. The coding region runs from base 1 to 1062 and encodes 353 amino acids. Gene Ontology annotation, biological process: lipid metabolic process.